UUUUAGCUGAAGCAAAGUGGAAUGAUAAAAGAGCAGCAGUAUUAUCUUAAUGAUUUUUCGUACUUCUGAUGGAACGAGUAAAAGAUAAAAUAUUUACCCGACCGAUUGUCUAUGGAAAUACUGCCCAUUAUUUGGGUAAAAAACGUGAAGAAGAUGGGCAUACUCAUGAAUGGACGGUAUUCGUAAAACCUUACUACAACGAAGAUCCGUCAAAGUAUAUCCGGAAAGUACAAUUCAAACUGCACGAUUCAUAUGCUAAUGCAACACGAAUGAUCGAAAAACCACCAUAUGAAGUGACUGAAACAGGUUGGGGCGAAUUUGAGAUUCAGAUUCGAAUAUAUUUUGUUGACGUUAAUGAAAAGCCGGUAACAGCAUUCCACUAUCUUCGGUUAUUUCAACCACAGGUUACACUACCUAAUGGUAAAACGAUGGUCGCUGCGGAAUAUUACGAUGAAAUCGUAUUUCAAGAACCGACAAUGCCAAUGUAUAAAGUGUUAUCACACUUAGAGGGACGCAAAGCUGAACCGAGACGUUUUCAUACUGAUUUUCCUUUUGUGCGUAAACGAACCCAAGAAAUGAUCAACAAUGCGAGAAGUGAAAUAAACAAAGAAAUUCAAGAUCUGAUGGAUUCAUUGAAAGCUGCUCAUGAUUUAAUAGGCAAAUAUUCGAAAGAAGUUGAUUCAUUGGAAGCUGCUGCAGGAAACGCUGAAGAUGGUACUUUUGCAUAUGAAAAUAGUGGACAAACUGCAGUAUGAUAGAACUUAUCUAACGUUAUACUUUAGUUGAUUAUCGAUGUACUAUCAUUCAUGUUAUCCAUAUAUUAUCUGUAUAGCUAACACGUGUCCAGUUUCAUAAACUUUGACAGCACAUGUAUGAAGUGCACCUGUCAUCUUUUUUCUUUUUUUUAAAUUCAUUUUGAGCAAUACUUAACAGUGUAUUGA
Molecule: messenger RNA, 941 nt
Organism: Loa loa (African eye worm)
Lineage: Eukaryota; Metazoa; Nematoda; Chromadorea; Rhabditida; Onchocercidae
Exons: 5
Coding region: 69-755 (228 amino acids)
Biological process (GO): regulation of DNA-templated transcription
Source: RefSeq, a predicted model, not a curated record